Prunus dulcis (almond) is the source of this 1238-nucleotide messenger RNA. Its product is annotated as BAG family molecular chaperone regulator 4-like. Gene Ontology annotation, cellular component: cytoplasm. Gene Ontology annotation, molecular function: protein-folding chaperone binding; adenyl-nucleotide exchange factor activity. The transcript is spliced from 4 exons. The record is from RefSeq and is a predicted model, not a curated record. Gene Ontology annotation, biological process: protein stabilization. Bases 209 to 1006 code for a protein of 265 amino acids. NCBI's taxonomy places the organism in Eukaryota, Viridiplantae, Streptophyta, Magnoliopsida, Rosales, Rosaceae.
UCCGAAGAGUCUGUUUCGAGGUCCCUGUCCUCAAGUGCCUUUUCUUUGCUUACUCUACCCUCCAACCCAUCACAGUCACAGACUCACAGACUCACAGACCUCUCACUCUCUCUCUCUCUCUCUCUCCACCGACUCCACCUUUUCCAUUUUCUCAUAAUUCAAUUUCCUCUUUAUUUUAUGUUUCUCAGGUAAAUAUAUUUGGUGGAGGAUGAAAAAAAGAUCAAAAGUUGGUGUUGAAAAUGAUGCGUUUGAUAGGCAAAUAGAUUGGGAGCUGAGGCCUGGUGGAAUGCUUGUCCAAAAGAGAGACAUUGGGGAUGCCUCUUCUGGGCCUAUGAUCAAGAUCAAGGUUUCUCAUGGUUCUUAUUACCAUGAUGUCAUUGUCCAUGCUCAAUCCACAUUUGGUGAUUUGAAAAGAGUUCUUGCCCAUGAGACUGGCUUGGAGCCAAAGGAGCAAAGGUUGUUGUUUACAGGGAAGGAGAAGGAAGAUAAUGAAUGUUUGCACAUGGCAGGUGUAAAAGAUAUGUCUAAGAUUAUAUUACUAGAAGACCCAGCUAGCAAAGAGAAGAAGCUUGAAGAGAUGAAGAAAAAUCAAGGUGUAUUAAAAGCAUAUGAAGAGGUUGCCAAAGUUAGGGCAGAGGUUGACAAGCUCUCUCAAAAGAUUGUUGAUUUCGAGGCAACUCUGCUCAGUGGCACCAAGGUUUCAGAUAAGGAAAUUGGGGUCUUAACAGAGUUGCUCAUGGUGGAGUUGCUUAAAUUGGAUGCAAUUGCGGCUGAUGGAGAAGCAAAAGUACAGAGGCGGGUUGAGGUUCGUCGUGUGCAGAGCUUUGUCGACACACUCGACAAACUAAAGGCAAGAAACUCUAAUCCAUUCAGCAAUAAGAGCAGCAAUGCAGUCUCAGUCACUACAAAAUGGGAGAGGUUUGAGUUGGGGGUUGGAAGCCUAAAUGCCCCAACCCCAUUGCCAUCUUCUACCAAAAUAACUCAGGAUUGGGAAUUGUUUGACUAAGCUUAAUAAGCCAAUUAUACUGGUUUUGUAUAAAUUUCGAAGGAUAUAUAUAUAUAUAUAUAUAUAUAUAUACACACAUAUAAUGUUGUCAUAGGACCCAAACCCAUUUGGUACAAUUUUGCUUGUUGAAAGGGUGUUUUUGGUAGCAACUGAGGGAAGGGUCCUUGAACAAAUUAUAUAUCUGUAAAUAUGGUUUUACCAUAUAUUGCAUACUUCUGAUGCCUCUCUACUA